AUGGCUCCACCACCUCAGCUGCCUCCAGGGCCAAUAUACCAGCCCACGCUGUCGAUAUGGAGGCGUAUUACUCUUGCCAUCAAACUACAGUUCUUCAGAACCCUGACCCAAAUCUUCAUUCCAAUCAUCACCUCACCCUACAUCCGCGGACGUACAAACCUCCCCACCUUCACCAAAACCUAUCCCAUCCACCCCUACCUGACCCACAGAAUCUGGAUCCCUUCCACGUACAAAUCCGGCGACCCACCACUCCCCCUCUACCUCAAUAUCCACGGCGGAGGUUUCGUCCUCGGUGUUCCCGCCGUCGACGAUGGAUUCUGCUCCUAUUUCUCCUCCAAACACCACAUCCUCGUCAUUUCCCUCGACUACUCCAAAGCCCCCGGAUCUCCCUUCCCCCAAGCCGUCAACGAAUUGACCGACAUCAUUAACGCCGUCCUCGAAGAUGAAUCUCUCCCUUUCGACUGCGCUAAAGUCGCCAUCGGCGGUUUCAGCGCCGGUGGAUGUUUCUCGCUCGCCGCUCCACAGGCUGCCUCUCUCCAAGGGAGAAUCCACGGCGUGUGUGCUUUUUACCCCGUUUGUAAUUUCGUGACGCCGCAAUCUGUUUCCAUAGCAGCGAGACCGAUAUAUGCGCCGAGAGAUCGCUUAGAGGAAAUGGGGCCGCUGUUUAACUAUGCGUAUAUACCGCUAGGAACAGAUUUGUGUGAUCCGAGAUUGAGUGUGGCGUAUGCGGAGAGGAAGGUUCUGCCGAAGAAAAUUUGUAUUGUGGGUUGUGAGUUGGAUAUGUUGUGGUAUGAUGCGGAGUUUAUGGCUGAGAGGUUGGUGGGGAAGGAGAGGGUGGAGGGGGAGUUGGUUUGGGAGAGGGAUGGCGUUAGGUGGGAGAAGGUUUUGGGGGUGGAGCAUGGAUUUGAGAGUAUAGAGGGGAUACAGAAGAGAGACAAGGUAGAGAGAGAGAAGGAAAUGGUGAUAGGAAGGAAGAUGUACGAUAACGCAGCAGAGUGGUUGUUCAGAGAAGUUUACAUUUAG
Messenger RNA from Sclerotinia borealis F-4128, 1023 nucleotides. Lineage: Eukaryota; Fungi; Ascomycota; Leotiomycetes; Helotiales; Sclerotiniaceae. The record is from the annotation of a GenBank genome assembly.